AUGGCUGGUGGACACGGACCUACAACCCUUCACCGGGAUCCCGCUAUCGACAGACACUACACCCUCCGCGAGAACUACGAGGCCUACUACAGAUGGACCCCCAAGAACGCUCGCUAUGCCCUCAUCUUCCUCGUCGCCAUCCCCGGUGCUCUUCUCUACACCUCCUACAAAUUCGAGGGCAAGAUCAACUUCGAGGCCAAGAAGCGUGGAGAAAGCAUUUUUGAGAAGUGA
Myxozyma melibiosi is the source of this 231-nucleotide messenger RNA. RefSeq lists its product as uncharacterized. The coding region runs from base 1 to 231 and encodes 76 amino acids. The transcript has 4 exons. The record is from RefSeq and is a predicted model, not a curated record. NCBI's taxonomy places the organism in Eukaryota, Fungi, Ascomycota, Lipomycetes, Lipomycetales, Lipomycetaceae.